AUGCCCGUCAAUACUCGAAGCCGCAAAAAGACCCCACCUGGAGUAAUCAACCUCCGCGGACUCAAACGGCGUCAGCAGCUGGAAGCUGAACGAGAUCAAGCUGACACUCGCCGCCGUAGGCUAGAGACUCAAACUUCAAAUCAAACUCAACCGAACAACCAAUCAUCCAAUCAGCCCCAAAAUCAGUCCCAACAAUCACCUUCAGAAGCGCUUGAAUUGGAAGAAAUUACUGUCCAUAACUAUGGAGAUCAGAAGAAAUUCUGGACGUUGCAACAAAUUGAGGAGCAAUUGAAGUCACAGACCGCUGAUAAUAACUCUCGUCCUAAUCCCCUCAUCCUGGCCGAAGCAAAAGCGCUUCACGAUGCUUUUCAACACUCGCUUCACAUGCUUGCAAUGAUUGGACAAAUUCACCUCAACACACUGAAAUCACAUCUCGGUAUCGCAGGCAGAACUCGGGCUACGCAUCCAUGGAAUCGAUUCCUAGCCUUUGCAAAGUUGGCUUACAAAAACCCUAUGCCCCUGCGGGGCGCUCCUGACGCAGGUCCGGUUCUAGCCAUGCGAAACCAAGCCAACCGUAAAGCAUACGACAAGUUGAACGAUGACGAAUACGCCAUAUUCACUUCGCGCAUCUUCCACGCCUUGGGAGGCUAUCCCGACUAUUCAGCAAUCAAUGUAGAAGAUCAUGAGACUGCCGGGGACUGCGAAGUCCUGAUCCCCGAGGUGCCCGCGCUUUCACCGGAAGAGGAAGCGCUGUAUCGUCCUAUAUACGACAAGCUAGUCGAUUCGGCAAAAGUUGCAAAAGAUCGGGAAAGAUUCAAGGCUGAUUCACCCGAAAAAAAAGAAAGGCUCUCCCUCCGAGCGUUCAAGAAGAGGGUUCAACAGCUUCACCAUGAUGCCGCUCUCGCCGACUUCGACUACUACGCAAUUGGGUGUAGCAAGACCUUGGGAACCGGUUGGUGUGAAGAAUUCACCUCUUUACCUGAGAUCAGCACCUGGAUGGACGAGCGAAUCAAAUUUCAGACAAUCUUUCCAAUCUACUCCCAAGCCAGACCCAAAAUCAAGGAAAUUGAAGCGGCUGGCGCAGCUGCCGCGGCAGGCAACAACACCAAUACCAACAAAUUCACUCGUCCUCCAAAUAAGUCAGACCGCGAAAGUACUGAGCUCACAAGUUUGUUGCUAGCACAGACCAAGGCACUUGACAUUACUCUCCCUACUAGAGGUUUUCCACGAGGUCCAGAUCUACCGGCUGUGUUUGAUAAACAUAAAAUUAAUCUCAAAUUUCUCCGCCAUACACAAUCAGCGAUGUCUAUCAGCGAGUUCAUGCUAGGAUUUGAUGGCAUGAAAACUCUUGGUCGGCGACAUUGGCUUCAGGACAUCAAGGAUCAGAAAUUUAUGAUGGUCACAAAGGACUCUCCUGUGAAUGAGCCUUGGUCGGUCCUGGGAGGCGAAAUUCAAGAGGGUGAUGAUGGUAAUGGAGGUAAUGGAGCUGCACCUGGUGGCGAUGGUGGCGAUGUUGGAACUGGUGGAGGAGUUGGCUCCGGUGGUGAUAGCAAUGGAGUUGGAGCUGGUGGAGGAGUCGGACCCGGCGAUGGUGGCGAUGUUGGAACUGGUGGUGGAGUUGGAUCCGGUGGUGAUAGCAAUGGAGUUGGAACUGGUGGUGGAGUCGGACCCGGUGGUGAUAGUGAUGGAGUUGGAACUGGUGGUGGAGUCGGACCCGGUGGUGAUAGUGAUGGAGUUGGAACUGGUGGUGGUGAUGGUGAAAUAGGUGAUCAAUGUGUUCACUUAUAA
Messenger RNA from Melampsora larici-populina 98AG31, 1788 nucleotides. RefSeq lists its product as uncharacterized. The transcript has 5 exons. The coding region runs from base 1 to 1788 and encodes 595 amino acids. The record is from RefSeq and is a predicted model, not a curated record. NCBI's taxonomy places the organism in Eukaryota, Fungi, Basidiomycota, Pucciniomycetes, Pucciniales, Melampsoraceae.